Molecule: messenger RNA, 3012 nt
Organism: Syzygium oleosum
Lineage: Eukaryota; Viridiplantae; Streptophyta; Magnoliopsida; Myrtales; Myrtaceae
Exons: 3
Coding region: 811-2913 (700 amino acids)
Biological process (GO): asymmetric cell division
Source: RefSeq, a predicted model, not a curated record
GAAGCAUUCACUCUUCUUCUUCUUCUUCCUCCUGCAAGAAACGCCGCCCAGCAUUGCGAUCGCGCCGCCUCCGUUCUCGCCGGAUUCGCUCCGCCGUGCACGGCUUCCCCGAAGUGGGCCUCUCGCGAGGGCGACUCCGGUAGAAAGCGACGACCUUUUUCUCUUCCCAUUGCGGUUGUCUGCGGUGGUUUCGCCGGGUCGGUUUGUCGCCUCCUACUCUUUUUUCGAUCGAUUUGGGACGUCCAAUCGGUAAAGUUUCGAUUUUUCCUUACUGGGUAUCUUGAAAAGAUGAGCUGCCGCCGAGUGAUUGGCGCUUGCGUUUGGUUUCUCACCGGAUGAGGACGUGAAGGGGAUCAUCUCGAGGAGCUAUAUAUGUUCUAUGCUGGUGGUUUCGAUCGGUGCAUUUGUUUGAAUUUUUCGUGCUGCUUCAGGAUUGCGUGAUCAUCGCCGCGGCUGGUUGGUUAUCCCUAAUUUGAUAGUGGGCAUUGAUAUAGGGAGGCUUCUCCUCAAUCUCCAGGGCUUUUUUUCAUGUUGGGGGUAUCUCGAUAGUGAAGUAUUGCAUUGUGUUAUUUCGUUGUGAGGGUAAUGAGAAGCAAGUCCCUCUCUUUAAUGGGUGAUUUACGUAUCUAUGCCUCCAGAGAGAGAAGGUUUUGGCCCUGAGGGUGGAAAAGCUCUCUCUUUUUUUUUUUUUCCUUCAGGUUCAUGGAAAUAUUUGAGUCUAGUAACUUAUUGGUGAGGACUGAGGCGAAAAGGAAAAUCAGUCUGGUUGAAUUUGGGUAGCUUCGUCCUCCGUGGAAGGGAAACCCUGAAAUGGACUUCUGGGUAUUUGUUGCCGCGGCUGGGGCCGGAUGCUUGACAAAGUAUUUGAAGAACCCUACGAAUGAUAGGGAAAUGCCGUCAGACCUUUGUUCCGGCUACCAGGACCCCGAAUCUGAGAAGUUUCCCUUUCCCAGAUUGGCGCGGAGAAAGAAAUUUACUAGGGAUGCUUCUAAUUCUAUGGAAAGGUUAGAAUUUGUGGGCAGAGAAAGUUUAGAUACUUCUUCUGCUGCAGAAGAGGCUUCCAGAUCGAGGGUAUAUGAUCCAAAAGGUGAGGGAAAUUCGGAGGAGUGCAAUGUGCUCUCUAUAUCAACUUUGCCUACUGAGAUGUCAAGUAGUAGGACCUAUACAGGGAAUGAGAAUGAGAGUGAUGCUGGUUGUAGUGCCUGUAGUGGCUCAAAUGAUAUGUUGGCUGGACCAUUUGAAGGAGAUAUCGUUACAUAUCGUGGCUUUCCUAAGAAUAAAAACCUUCAUAGAAGUAGCUAUACGUGCGGGCGGCUUGUUAAGCCAUUGAGUUCCUUGGAAAGUUGCCUCAUGGCUCAGUUAUACAACCAUCACGCUGAAAUGGAAGAUUAUUGGCAUAGUUCCCGUCAGUCACCAACCUGUCCCACUGUAAGGCCAUUGCUGGUCACUGAUGGGAGCCACAUCAUCAGCCAACUCAGUGAUGGGUUUUCUGGAGUGCAGUCUGUAACGGAGGUAGAUAAAUUACAGAAGAAAGCCAACUCAGAAAAAAACAGAAGCGUGAUUGGUGUCCCCCCGCUGCCAACACUCGCCUCUUUGCAUUUCAGGAAGCAAAUGCAAAGUAAAUCGGGGAAAGACAAGAGGUUGGGAGGCUCUAUCAGAAUGUUUACCAGGAAAAGACUUUCUACUGAACAUGGGUCAUUGCAUGGGACCAUUCUCUUCUGUCUUGGAAUUUCUAUUGGAAUGAUGUCUUCCAUUAUAGCAAAUCGAAAGGAAGUAGACAAAUUGAAGGAGUUGUUGAAGCAAACAGAGAACUUGGUUCAAGACCUACACGAGGAACUCGAGAUGAAAGAUUCGCUUACUGUGAAGGAACUAGCUAGUGAGAAUUGUGAAUCUCAGGAUACACAUAAUGACUCCUUACGGGACACUGCUCCAACCCCAUUUUCCCUUGAACACUCUGUGAUCGAUCGAAGAGUUUUUACUAAAGAAUCAUAUAGUCCUAAGGUAGGAGAGACUCCAGAUAGUAUGAGUAAGAUUGAAGCUGAGCUUGAAGCUGAACUUGAGAGGCUGGGGCUGAACAUGAGCGCAUCUAGAUUGGAAAGGAGAUUGCCGUCUGCUGAGAUUGAGGACUUGGGGGCGAAUUUUGCCCAAGGUGAGUUGAGAACCGGUGUUGAUUGUGGACAACUUGUUGCAAAAGAGGACGCAAAUAAAUCAAGCGGCACCUCUACAACUCACACUGCAAACUAUGCAGUUUCACCAACAGAGCUGACGCUUCGCUUGCAUGAAGUUAUCCAGUCGAGACUUGAAAAGCGCAUUCAGGAGCUUGAGUUAGCCCUAGAGAACAGCCAGAGGAAGGUACGAGUCAUGGAAUCGGCGCACAAAAGUUACAGAAGCCAGAAGUUCAUCAAUGACAAACUAGCUUGCUCUUUCCAUGGUACUCCUGUACAUGGAGAGUGCAAUGCCGUGGCGCUGCCCCAGCCUCUUAUCAUGAACCUAGCGGGGGAAGCUCUCAGUGCUUAUGACGAGGCUUAUGAAGAAUUAAUGAAGUUUGAUUCAUCUGAAGAGGAUUCGCCGACGGUCCUCUAUGAGAUCAAGCAUCGAGAGCUCUCUAAGAUUAUAAACCAGGACGAGCUCCUGGGUCAGGACACUGAGGAGAAUGGAUUCAUUCAUAAGCUUAUGCUAAAUGGACAGGACGAAUCUGGGGAACUUUUCUCUCGCGAAGUGAAGGCAACGAAUGGACAUUUUUCAAGGUACCAGGAAAUCGACAGUUUUGGGAUGGUGGGAGAUGAGAGCAGCGAUGCCGAUGACGAGAAAGAGAAGCUAUUAAUAAGACAGAUAGUGGAAAGGACGAAGAAAGGCUCCCCCGUCGUAUUGAAGGCGCAAACGCUGUUGUUUUCGGAUGACAACGAUGACUAAUGAAGCAGAGUUCAUUUCUUCAGUGCAUAGCAAUCGAUCAUAUGUAGGGAUAGCACAUUUUCAUGCGGUAGCUCUUUUUAAGUUUAAUUCAUCCUGCCA